Capsaspora owczarzaki ATCC 30864 is the source of this 1253-nucleotide messenger RNA. RefSeq lists its product as hypothetical. The record is from RefSeq and is a predicted model, not a curated record. The transcript is spliced from 6 exons. NCBI's taxonomy places the organism in Eukaryota, Filasterea, Ministeriida, Capsasporidae. Bases 27 to 1025 code for a protein of 332 amino acids.
GUUUAUUUUGCAUUGGUUGUUUGAACAUGAGCGGGUUUGUGGACGAUUUGUCGACUGCGCAGACGGAAGCGCUUGAAGCCAUGUGGCGCAAGGUGGAGACGACCGGCCUGCUUGAUGAAGACAAGUUCUGGCUGGCGAUCGGACACGAGGACGCAGACGUAUUCCUGCUGCGAUUUCUGCGAGCGCGCAGGUUUGAGGUGGACAAGGCGUUCACAAUGCUGACCGAAUGCAUUGACUGGCAAGUCUCGUUCGGCACCCACCACCUCACUGUGGCUCAAGUGGCGGACAACUACUUCUUUGAGACCAAUCUGAUGUUCUUUUCACGCGGCCGCUGCAAGAAUGGCCGCCCGAUUGCAGUCAUCCGAGUCAAGGUGCAUGACAAAAACCGACGCGACCUGGAGUCACUCAAGCGCUUCUGCAUCCUUCAAAUGCAAGCGGGUCGGCGCAUGGUUCGCGGCACAGACACCUUCGCGACGCUCGUGUUCGACAUGACCGACUUUGGCCUCAUCAACAUGGACUUUGACUUUGUCAAGUUCCUCAUCGCGGCGUUCGAAAAGUACUACCCCGAGACUCUUGGCGUGCUCUUGCUGCUCAACGCGCCGUUUGUGUUCUGGGGAUGCUGGCGCAUGAUCUCGCCUUGGUUGGACAAGAACGUCGCCGACAAGGUCAAGUUUGUGACAACUGCUGAACUGACGCAGUACAUUGAUCCGGAAAACAUUCUGGAGGAGCACGGCGGUCUGGACAAACACAAAUACACGUUCACGCCCCUCGCGGACGACGAACACGCCGAUUUGCCGUGCGGUGUCGCGAAAGACGAAGAUUUCGAUCGGAUUAUGAGCGAAAUGAACGACGCUCGCAAGCAGCUCGUCGACAUUCGCAAGCAACUACACGCCAAGCAGCUGGAUGCCGAAAAGUUGGCCGAGCUGCGCAAGGAGUUUGCCCAUCGCAAGGCCCACCUCUCCAAGACGGUCAAGUACCGACAUCCCGGCUUUCACUUUGCACCCGGUCAUGUUGCCAGCGAGUAAAACACGAGCAGUCUCGGCGAUGUCGGGGAUGGUUUGGAUUAAUGGAAAGCAACAAGCUGCUGUUAGAUCCAUCCCAAAGAUGCACACUCUUCUAAUACUCGCAGAAAUACUUUCCAUUUCUCAUCAUUCCAGAAAUACAAACUGUACGCAAGAAAGGUGUUACGACCUUACCCGGAACUUAACCUAGAAUCACUACUGAAGCGUACGAAUUGAAUGCGGAAGUAUCGU